AUGGAAGAAAAAGUAGAAGAGAAAAAGCCAGCCGUUGAAUCACAAAAACAACGAAAAUCAGAGGAAUCUAUUCCUCACCCAGCACCACAUUCGGUAGAGCCUGAGGAUUCAUUUAUUAGUGCUCCUGCUUCAUGGCAGAUUCCUCCGGGAGCACUUCAAGCAAAAGCAGAUCAUGCUAAUCAUGUGCGAUUACUUGAGCCUAUAAUCAAAGUGAAUCACAAAUUAGAGCGCUUGGAAGAACGUGUUAAAGAGUAUCCAGAUGACCUUGAAGCAUGGAACGCGUUAAAAACAGAAAUCCAACAGACAGGAGAUUUGGUACAAAUGCGUAAAUUUUAUGAGAAGUUUCUUGCUGUGUUUCCCACCUCGCCAAGACAAUGGCUAGCUUACUUGGAAAUGGAACUCAAACAUUCAAAUUUUAAUGAGGUGGAGGGUCUCUUCAGACGUUGCCUAAAGACUGUGCUUUCCAUCGACCUUUGGAAGUUUUACCUUGGUUAUAUUCGCCGUAUCAAUAUGGGCGAAAAUGGGGCUGCUGCAACUCCAGAAGGACGAACGAUUAUUGAGAAAGCCUAUGAAUACGUACUCAAUAAUGUUGGUAUUGAUAAGGAAGCGGGCCCCAUUUGGGCUGAUUAUAUCUUCUUUUUGUCCUCUAACAAGACUACCAACACAUGGGAAGAACAGCGAAAGAUGGAUAGUAUGCGCCGUGCUUAUCAAAAAGCAAUGGCGAUUCCAUUGAACAAUGUUGAGCAUCUUUGGAAAGAAUACGAUCAAUGGGAAAACACAUUGAACAGAUUGACGGCCAAGAAGUUCUUGAGUGAAAGAUCGUCAGCUUAUAUGACAGCUCGCACAGCACUACGUGAGAUGAGAGGUUUUACAGAUCAAUUGUCACGUACAAUAAUCCCCAGACGUACAGAAUGGACAGAUAAAGACUUGCAACAGCUCGAGGUAUGGAGAGAGUAUAUCCAAUGGGAGAAAGGCAAUCCACUUCAUUUGGAAGACGAAGAAGCUGUUGUAGAAAGAGUAGCAUACGCAUACCAACAGGCCUUCCUUGUGUUGCGGUUCUUCCCUGUCCUGUGGUUUGAUUAUGCCAUGUACUACAAAGAAAUUGGCAAGGUUGACAAGGCAUUAACCGUAUUAAAGCAAGGAAUGGAGAUCUUGCCAACAAGUCUGUUGAUUCACUUUGCCUAUGCCGAGUUGUGCGAGUCAAGAAAGCAAUUUGACGAGGCUCGACAGGCAUUUGACUCUCUUCUUGAGCAAUUGGAUCAGGAUAUCGAAAAGUUAAAAUCAACCGCUCAAAAAUCCGUCGAGAAGUUGCAGCAAGAGGCUGAGGAGGAAAAGUCCGGCAUGAAUUUAAGCUGUUCACUUGUCUGGAUCAUGUAUAUGCGUUUUGCAAGACGUUCUGAUGGCAUCAAAAGUGCAAGAUCAUUGUUCUCUAGAGCACGCAAGACUACCAACCUGACAUACCAUUUAUUUGUAGCUUCUGCGUUGAUGGAGUACCACAAUAGCAAAGAUGCCACCAUUGCAGGCAAGGUAUUCGAAAUUGUGGGAUACAAGCUAUUCGCUGAUGACCCUGCUUUUGUGUGUGAAUACCUUGAUUUUUUGAUUGAGAUGAACGAUGACAACAAUACUCGUGCUUUGUUUGAAAGAGCCUUGUCUACAAUGCCAGCUGAAAAAGCAGGCCCAAUCUGGUCAAAAUUCUUGGAUUAUGAAAACAAAUAUGGAGAUUUGGCAGGUGUCCAAGGUGUAGAGAAGCGUCGAAAUGAGGCAAUACAGGGCAGUAAGUAUAGAGAUGGGACAUGA
Messenger RNA from Phycomyces blakesleeanus NRRL 1555(-), 1797 nucleotides. RefSeq lists its product as hypothetical. The coding region runs from base 1 to 1797 and encodes 598 amino acids. The record is from RefSeq and is a predicted model, not a curated record. Gene Ontology annotation, cellular component: nucleus. Lineage: Eukaryota; Fungi; Mucoromycota; Mucoromycetes; Mucorales; Phycomycetaceae. Gene Ontology annotation, biological process: mRNA 3'-end processing. Gene Ontology annotation, molecular function: mRNA binding; protein binding. The transcript has 10 exons.